CCGCGGGGAACCUGGGGAGCCGCAUGGCUGCCGGGUGUUCGGAGGCUCCGCGGCCGAGGGCGGCCUCCGAGGGGCCGGGCGUGGGAGCGGCCGGCGUGCUGCCUUGCCUGGAGCUGCCGACGUACGCUGCUGCCUGCGCACUCGUACACAGCCGCUACUCCUGCCUGGUGGUGGGGCCGCACCGCAGGCACAUCGCGCUGUCGCCACGCUACCUUAACAGGAAACGCACCGGGAUCCGCGAGCAGCUCGAUGCGGAGCUCCUGCGCUAUUCUGAAAGCCUAUUAGGUGUUCCCAUUGCAUAUGAUAACAUCAAAGUAGUGGGUGAACUGGGAGAUAUUUAUGAUGAUCAAGGACAUAUUCAUCUUAACAUUGAAGCAGAUUUCGUUAUUUUCUCCCCGGAACCAGGGCAAAAGCUUGUGGGUACAGUUAAUAAAAUGUCUUCCAGCCACAUUGGCUGUUUAGUACACGGGUGUUUUAAUGCCUCCAUCCCUAAACCUGAGCAGAUGCCAAUUGAGCAGUGGCAGACCCUGGAGAUAAACGUGGGUGAUGAACUAGAAUUUGAAGUAUUUCGUUUAGACUCGGAUGCUGCUGGAGUAUUCUGCAUUCGAGGGAAACUAAAUAUCACUAGUUUACAAACCAAGUGCUCUGGAGUUUCUGAAGAAGUAACAGAAACUGGCACCAAAGAAGCUGUUGAAAAACCUCCAAAGAAGAAGAAGAAAAAGAAGAAAGACUCAGAGCCGUAUGAUGAAGUGGAAGGUGGCAUCACAGACCUAGCAGAUUGUGCAGACGUCACCAUGAAGGAAGAGACAGACCCGCAGAUUAAUAAUAAUGUGAACGGCCUCUGGGAGGACGAGCCAAAGAAGAAGAAGAAGAAGAAGCAGCAGCAGCAGCAGGAAGCUCAGGAAGCUAAGGACCCGGACCCUAUUGUCCAAGACAGUAACUCCAGUGGUUACCAAAGUGACCAUAAAAAGAAAAAAAAGAAAAGAAAGCACAGUGAGGAGGCUGACUUUACCCCACUCUUGGAACACUCACCUAAAAAGAAAAGGAAAAAGUAAUUUUCUUUAGUGUAAAUACGACUCAGUUUUUAAAAGAUUGUUUUAUACACAGUGGAUGAAUAAAUGUUUGAAUGAUAUGAAAAUGCUUGUGUGUUCCAGUAGUUUUCAAAACAGGAAACAUUUGUUUAGGAGUUAGGUUUUUGGUGCCAAAAUUGCAAAACUGAUAAUUAAUUUGGGAAAUGCCAAUAAUUAUGAAAGUACCAUUUUACAGUAUACAGAAUGAAAAGAAUUUACUCAGUAAAAUCCUCUAGCCGAGGGGCAGCCUGAUGGCUCAGUUGGUUAGAGCGCAAGCUCUUAACAAGGUUGACGGUUCAAGUCCCGCAUGGGAUGGUUGGGCUGUGCCCCCCGCAACUAGAAU
Messenger RNA from Rhinolophus ferrumequinum (greater horseshoe bat), 1413 nucleotides. RefSeq names its product RNA polymerase I subunit F (gene POLR1F). The record is from RefSeq and is a predicted model, not a curated record. The coding region runs from base 24 to 1055 and encodes 343 amino acids. The transcript has 5 exons. Gene Ontology annotation, biological process: DNA-templated transcription; DNA-templated transcription initiation. Gene Ontology annotation, cellular component: RNA polymerase I complex. NCBI's taxonomy places the organism in Eukaryota, Metazoa, Chordata, Mammalia, Chiroptera, Rhinolophidae.